AUGGAAACUCUACUCCUCCUUCCUGAUGGCCAGAGAAUGAUGCCAGAAAUAUUUGGUGAGGGCGGCACCUUUGAAAGAGGCAAGACAUUUGGCCCACUUCAUGUCAACUAUGGAAAGGAAGUGAUUCGAAAGGGUGAAAGAAUGGUUGUUUGCACCGGAUCGAGCCAAAGCACGGAGACGAAUUCUGAGCCAGACUUUCUUUAUAUCGAUGGAAACGCCGUGGCAUUGAACCUAUACGUACCUGAGGGCUUUGCAUCGGUGCUUACCGUUAAACCAAGGAAUUUCUAUCUAGCAAUUUGGUCUAUGGAUGAUCCACCCAUUUGCGUUGCCGUAUUCAAGAUUAAAUAUGACGAACCCAGCAGUCAGACUUCUACAGAAUACCUUCGUUCUAGAUUGACUUAUAACGUUACCCAGGAUGAAGGUCGUUCUCGAGAUGACGAGAAGAAGGGUCAAAUGGCUACUCACAAGGUCGCUCCCGGUCAAGAAAAAAUUGCACUGGUGCCUUACCCUACCGGCGGGCAUAUUGACGGCCAUACUCAAGAUACUUGGCAUGGCAACAUCUUCAAUCGAGCUGAGGGAUGCUACGUAUUUGUCCACAACGAUAAGACCCAGAUCUUCGAAAUAUGUCUAUCGCAGGAGAUGGUAGCCGAUCUCGAAAUCGAGAAGAAUCCAAAGGAAGAGCUACAACACGAUAUGGCGAAUGCUGGUACUGCGUUCAGAUGGUAG
Messenger RNA from Fusarium oxysporum Fo47, 726 nucleotides. RefSeq lists its product as uncharacterized. The transcript is spliced from 3 exons. Bases 1 to 726 code for a protein of 241 amino acids. The record is from RefSeq and is a predicted model, not a curated record. Lineage: Eukaryota; Fungi; Ascomycota; Sordariomycetes; Hypocreales; Nectriaceae.